AUGAGCGAAGAAACGGAAGAACAAGUGGUGGUCAGAAAUGACUCAUUCGAGUUGGCCAGCGUGUUUAGCUUCUCGCUUAAUCAACGGAUUCUACCUCAUUGUGCGACGUCCGCACGGAUCGAGCCGGAUACCCGAGAGACGUUGGUCGUUGUCAGUGCAUCUAACAAAAUUAUACUAAGAAAUAAUGAGAGUUCUUUACAUAUUCCCGAGAAGAUCAAAUGUAUAACUACCGUACCAUUUGGUCAAGGAUACGACUAUAUCGUCGUGGGAACGGAAAGCCAGAUUAUGGUCUAUGAUUUCCACCAAAACUCCACUGUUUUCCGCCGGGAUAUUCCUGAUGGCGUGCACUGUUUUAUUGUCGGUAAACUCGGCGAUAGGGACCGUAUGAUUCUUUGUGGUGGGAACUGCGCAAUUUGGGGAUUCGACGAAACUGGCAAAGAUGUCUAUUGGACGGUAACUGGUGAUUCGGUGACCACGAUGUGUUUCUGCGAUUUUGAUGGCGACGGGGAGAUGGAGCUGAUCAUUGGCUCGCCGGAUAGUGAGCUUCGAAUUUUCAAGAAUGAUCUGAUGAGAGCUGAACUCAUGGAAACUGACGCUAUCGUAGUGCUUCAAGGAUUUGACAAGAAUCGUUUCGGUUACGCCUUAGCCAACGGUACUGUGGGGAUGUACAAUCAAGAUCAGAGAUUAUGGCGUAUCAAGUCAAAAAGUGUCAUAACUGCUAUAUUACCAUAUCCAAACGACGAUAUGGUCACAUGUAUAUGGAAUUCUGGGAAGAUCGAUGUUCGAUCGAUAAGCGAGAAUGGUGAGGUUGUAUGUCGAGACUCCUUGAGCGCUGGACAAAAUGUUAUUGCUGGAUUCGUAUCAAGAAUAAAUGCUGAAGACGAGGUCGAGUUUACUGUAGUGACUGCCGACGGCAAAGAUUUGCCGAGCUUACCAAGACAAGCAGAAAGUAUGGGUAAGAAAGACGAGGAUCAUAUAAAUCAGUCGCUUUAG
Messenger RNA from Necator americanus (New World hookworm), 993 nucleotides. RefSeq lists its product as uncharacterized. The transcript is spliced from 8 exons. Gene Ontology annotation, biological process: non-motile cilium assembly. Gene Ontology annotation, molecular function: protein binding. The record is from RefSeq and is a predicted model, not a curated record. Bases 1 to 993 code for a protein of 330 amino acids. Gene Ontology annotation, cellular component: motile cilium; neuron projection; BBSome. NCBI's taxonomy places the organism in Eukaryota, Metazoa, Nematoda, Chromadorea, Rhabditida, Ancylostomatidae.